GUGCUUCGGCACUUUACGAUAGUAAUGGCCCAGUCGUUCUUCUUUCUGAGAGUAAUUGGGCCGAGGAGGUUUUUUAUACGGAGAAAGUUGUGGUCGUAGAAUUUUUCGCGCCUUGGUGUGGACAUUGUAAAAA
Molecule: messenger RNA, 133 nt
Organism: Dentiscutata heterogama
Lineage: Eukaryota; Fungi; Glomeromycota; Glomeromycetes; Diversisporales; Gigasporaceae
Source: the annotation of a GenBank genome assembly